GUUGUUAUUUUUGUUUAUUAUCGCGUCGGUCGUUGGGCGCUGGAGUUUAUUUUUUUAAAUAGUGCACUUCCUCGUGCGUCUCUGCAGUAUUAAUAACGUCGUAAAAUCCCUGCACUGCUUUUGCAAAGUACCAAUUUUUUCCUUAUAUAACUAAAGAAUAAAAUUUUAAAUUUCAUUUAUCAACGGGACACGAAAGCAAUUAACAAAGACACGCCAUUGCAUGCACACUGUGCUAUUAUGCAAAGUGCACCAUUGCAGCUGGCCUAAGAUUGCAAAAAAAGAAUAACGGAAAAAAAAGCAAAAACAAAUGCAAAAAGUGCCUUGGCAAAUCGAGAAAAAUCAGCUGUGAUCUCUACAUUCGGGUUCUCCAAAGAGUGGGUGAAAAAUGGGCGGGAUGGGGGGCGGUGGGUUGGUGGACAUUUACUCCAUGGCCUGGGAACAUCUGAGACCCGGAAGCUCACCCGUCGAUUGGUGCGAAGGCAAUUACUUGAUUUCAUCAAAUAUAGCUGAGUUCGUGAACACGUUUAGCAAUUUUUUGUUCAUACUCCUUCCGCCCGUCCUAAUAAUGCUGUUCAAGGAGUACGGACGCUUCGUUACCCCCGGAAUCCAUGUGAUCUGGGUGCUGCUCAUCGUGGUUGGCCUAAGUUCAAUGUAUUUCCAUGCUACCCUAAGUCUAAUUGGUCAACUUCUGGAUGAACUGGCCAUACUGUGGGUCUUUAUGGCGGCCUUUUCUUUAUUCUACCCAAAGCGUUACUAUCCGAAGUUCGUGAAAAACGAUCGCAAAACCUUCAGUUGGCUCAUGUUAAUGUCUGCGAUCGCCGCAACGGGCUUGUCAUGGUGGAAGCCCAUUGUUAAUGCCUUUGUUCUGAUGUUCAUGAGUGUACCGACCAUGGUAAUGCUCUACACAGAGCUGCAGAGAGUUAGUGACCAGCGGGUGUAUCGUCUAGGUAUCCGAUCGACGACAGUCUGGGCUGUCGCCGUAUUCUGCUGGAUCAAUGAUCGGGUUUUCUGUGAAGCUUGGUCGGCGAUCAAUUUUCCGUACCUGCACGGCUUCUGGCACAUUUUCAUCUUCAUAGCAGCCUAUACUGUUCUAGUUCUAUUUGCUUACUUCUACGUAGAAUCGGAACUGCCACAGCGACAGCCAUUACUCAAGUAUUGGCCGAAAAACGAAUUCGAAUUCGGGAUACCCUUCAUAUCGAUCAGGAAUCCAGAUUCGAAAGAUUGGCUCGUCUACUGCAGCCUGUACAUGCAGGACUAUGACUACAAGCACGGAAAGAACUAAUGCAAGAUUUCGGGUAAAAGGGCUCCCAGCAGUGGAGCCUUCUUCAGACAUAGACAUACACAGCGUGAUAUAAGUUAGAGUUGCAGAAGGAAGAAUACCUAAAUUAAUUAUACAAUACAUAGCCGUUAAAGAAGUAGCUUGCCUGCCAGAAAGCAGAAACCAAAUUAUAUACAUAGCUGCCAUAUAGAGCGUUAGGAAAUAUGAUUUACUUAGGUUAAUUUAUGUCAACAAAUGUACUGCGUUAAAUACUAGCUCUUUGUUUUUAUCACAAUAAAGAAUAUGAUUUGAUUU
This is a messenger RNA of Drosophila eugracilis, 1573 nucleotides long. RefSeq names its product alkaline ceramidase (gene bwa). Gene Ontology annotation, biological process: ceramide metabolic process. Gene Ontology annotation, molecular function: hydrolase activity, acting on carbon-nitrogen (but not peptide) bonds, in linear amides. The transcript is spliced from 5 exons. Lineage: Eukaryota; Metazoa; Arthropoda; Insecta; Diptera; Drosophilidae. Gene Ontology annotation, cellular component: membrane. The record is from RefSeq and is a predicted model, not a curated record. The coding region runs from base 386 to 1282 and encodes 298 amino acids.